Molecule: messenger RNA, 702 nt
Organism: Closterium sp. Yama58-4
Lineage: Eukaryota; Viridiplantae; Streptophyta; Zygnematophyceae; Desmidiales; Closteriaceae
Source: the annotation of a GenBank genome assembly
AUGGCAUUGAAGCGAUGUGAUUAUAAGAUGGCUUUUGACGUGAGUGGAGUGGAGGCGCCAAGCAAAGCAUCAGACGGCUCUUCCGCUGGAAACGUGUCUGAUGCAGAACCAUCACCUGCUCUGUGCCGUGUGAUUGUUCUGAUGCUACAGCAUGCCAUUCCAACAGCAAUUGGCGCUGAACACAAUACUCACCUGAAUACUCACAUGAAUACUCACCUGAAUGCUGACCUGAAUGCUGACCUGAAUGCUGACCUGAAUGCUGACCUGAAUACUCACCUGAAUACUCACCUGAAUGCUGACCUGAAUGCUGACCUGAAUGCUGACCUGAAUGCUGACCUGAAUGCUGACCUGAAUGCUGACCUGAAUGCUGACCUGAAUGCUGACCUGAAUGCUGACCUGAAUGCUGACCUGAAUGCUGACCUGAAUGCUGACCUGAAUGCUGACCUGAAUGCUGACCUGAAUGCUGACCUGAAUGCUGACCUGAAUGCUGACCUGAAUGCUGACCUGAAUGCUGACCUGAAUGCUGACCUGAAUGCUGACCUGAAUGCUGACCUGAAUGCUGACCUGAAUGCUGACCUGAAUGCUGACCUGAAUGCUGACCUGAAUGCUGACCUGAAUGCUGACCUGAAUGCUGACCUGGGUUCUGACCUAAAUACUGACCUGAAUGCUCACACGAAUGCAGGCCUGAACAGUGACCUCUAA